Molecule: messenger RNA, 477 nt
Organism: Cladophialophora psammophila CBS 110553
Lineage: Eukaryota; Fungi; Ascomycota; Eurotiomycetes; Chaetothyriales; Herpotrichiellaceae
Product: autophagy-like protein 12
Exons: 2
Coding region: 1-477 (158 amino acids)
Biological process (GO): nucleophagy; C-terminal protein lipidation; autophagosome assembly
Cellular component (GO): Atg12-Atg5-Atg16 complex; cytoplasm; phagophore assembly site membrane
Source: RefSeq, a predicted model, not a curated record
AUGUCAUCCUCUUCGCAACCUUUGAGGGUAGUUCUUCAGGAUCCUGGCAAGCAGCAUGGCGCCCACACCGAUCCAAAUACAAAGGCAACAGACAAUGACAGCGGCAAUGGCAGCAAUGGUGAAGAUGACUCUGGCCCUGGAGGAGAUCUCCCCAUGAGCAUGACCGCUUCCGUCAUGUUGACCAACCUGCCCAAGGACGCGAGCCAGGCACUCAAGGAGGCCGAGGAGAUUGAUGAUCGAAAAGUCUCUGUCCGCUUCCAACCCAUCGGCUCGGCCCCGAUCCUCAAACAACGGGUCUUCAAGAUUAGUGCCUCCUCGAAAUUCAGUGUGGUGUUGAAUUUCCUAAGGAAAAAAGUAGGUGUCAAAGAGGGCGAUGGACUGUUUUGUUAUGUGAAUAGUGUUUUUGCGCCAGGGUUAGAUGAAGGUGUUGGGAACUUGUACCGGGUACGUUUUCUGUCUCCUUGCGCCCAACUUUGA